GCCUUCUCUCGCUUCUCCCGGUUUCAUUCGUGAUUUCCCAAAGCGGCAGACUUGAGAUCACAGCCUCACAUCACAACAUCAAAUGUAGAAAUAUAUGAGACAGCGAUGGAGGACGGGCUGGUGUCCGAAGACGAUAUAUUGCUGCGCUCAGAGAAGGAGUUUCAUGAUGCUGCAAAAAGAAAUGACACUGACAAAAUGCAGGAGCUUAUCGAAAGAGGGAUGGACAUCAAAGUCAAAAAUAAGAUGGACCGUAAGGCCCUGCACUGGGCAGCUGGAGCCGGCAGUGAGCAGGCAUUGCGACUCCUGCUGGACCACGACACGGAGGUUGAUGAUAUGGACAGCUUCGGUAUGAAUGCUCUGCUGCUGGCCGUGUGGUUUGGUCACCUGUCAAUCCUGAAAAUCCUUGUUUCAACUGGGGCGAAGCUCACCUGUGAAAACAAAGACGGCUUGAAUCUGCUGCAUUGUGCUUCUCAGAGGGGUCACAUCAGCAUCAUGGAGUACAUCAUGGAAGAUCUGGAAGACGUUCAGCUUAAUAAAGUGGACAAGUCAGGCAAGACUGCGUUUCAUUUGGCCGCAGAACACGGGCACCUGGAAGUGGUGGAGUUUCUCAUUGGUAUGGGCUGUGCACACGACCUCAAGGACAAGGAGGAGAACACGGCUUUGCAUCUGGCAGCUAAGCAUGGUCACAGCGAGGUCCUCCAGAAGAUUGUGGAGACAGGGGAGAAGAUCGAUGAAAAGAACAUUGAUGGUUCGACAGCUUUGCAUUUGGCAGCUGAAGGAGGACAUUAUGAGUGUCUUAGAUUACUGCUGGAGUCUGGCUGCAAUAUCAAUGAACUCACCAACAAGAACGGGACAGCCCUUCAUCUGGUGGCCCAGAACAGUUCAGACAGAGAGAUCAGACUGCUGGUUCAGGCUGGGAUAAACCUGGAUUUAGUCGACACUCAACACACAUCAGCUCUACAUCUGGCUGUUCUCAAUAACUCUACAGAAAUAGUCAAGGUUCUUAUUGAUGCGGGGUGCGACCUGGACAUCUCUGACAACCGGCUGCAGACUGCUCUGCACAUAGCGGCUGAACACGGACGGCACAUCAUCGCUGAAAUGAUCCUCAUUUCUGGAAUCAACCUCAAUCUGACCGACAAACAGGGAAAGACUUCACUAGACGUUGCUUCACGAGGCACCUAUGUGAACAUCGUUGACAUGAUUAUCAAAGCUGACCGAUUUUACCAAUGGGAAAAGGAGAAUGUGAACAGUGACUGUGAGUGUCUGGUGGGAACAAGUCUCAGCUUUAAGCAGGACCAUCAGCAGGAAACACAUCACAUCCGCUCUGUCUUGUGGAAACUGGCCACAAAGUAUUUAAGACCAGGAGAGUGGAAAACUCUGGCCAAACACUGGAAGUUCUCAGAAGCACAUAUACGAGCAAUAGAACAUCAGUGGACAGGUACGAAAAGCUACAAGGAUCAUGGGCACAGAAUGCUGUUGAUCUGGCUGCACGGUGUGCUCACCGCUGGAGAAAACCCCAUUAAAGGAUUGUAUGAAGGUCUGAUCGGGAUCGGAAGGACCGAUCUGGCAGAGAAUGUACGACAGCAGGCUAAUUCAGAUCCAGCUUCUGCUAAAAAGUGCUGCACAAUGUGAAGGGCAAAUGCAAUGUGAAAUGUCUGUAUUUGCCCAAAGGAACAAUCAGGAGUUUGAAAACAAAGCCCGCGUAAUGAAAAACAAUGAUGAUGACGAUGAUGUGAAGAGGAUUUUACUGGUUAAAACCUUGAAGGGUCACUGCAGCACCAUUACUACUGUAUUCACUCUAACAUUUGCAGAGCUGAAUUUCAAUUAUUCUCUUAUAAACUCUUAUAGAAACAUCUCACAUAAAUCUACCAUUUUGAAUGAAUAAAAAACAGUUGUUAAUGAAUGAUGAAUGAAUACGGUAGUGAAUGGAUGGAUGAACGAACGGUUGUUAAUUUUGUAUAGUACACUACAAAGAGUAAAUGAAUGAAAGAAUGAAUGAAAUAAUAAUAUAUUUCUCUGACUGUUGUUUUUUUUAGAAAGAUAUUUCCCACCUGUAAAAGCAAGAAACUGUUGCUUAACAGGAAGUUCAAUGGUGAACUAAAACGGGUAUUAUAAAAAGUUAAUAUUGGUGUAUGAAAAUACAAGAAAAAUGUACUGUAUCCUUUAAGUAAAUAUGAUCAGUGUUGGGUGUAACUAGUUACUCAGUCAAGUACAAUGUACUGUGUGUAAUAUAUUUGUGAGCAAUAGAGGAAUUGACGGUCUAAAAUCUGUGCUUUAAUGUGUAAUUCUCACAUUUGUUAUACUUUGUAAUCAGUUAAUAAUACUGAAUAUGACAAGA
This is a messenger RNA of Triplophysa dalaica, 2338 nucleotides long. It is a transcript of the gene ankdd1a, whose product is annotated as ankyrin repeat and death domain containing 1A. Gene Ontology annotation, biological process: signal transduction. NCBI's taxonomy places the organism in Eukaryota, Metazoa, Chordata, Actinopteri, Cypriniformes, Nemacheilidae. The record is from RefSeq and is a predicted model, not a curated record. Bases 106 to 1632 code for a protein of 508 amino acids. Gene Ontology annotation, molecular function: protein binding. The transcript has 15 exons.